GGCUGGAAUGAUGGAAUUAUUCCAAAACAUCACCGUGUUUAGACUGUGUAGGAGACAAGCAUGCAAAUAUGCUGGAAAGUGUUAUUCGUCAAUUCCUUGGAUAGCAAUUAGUGGGAAUGCGGUUUCAACUAUUGUGCAACAGGUUCCCCGAUGCCGAAGUGAUUCUCUUGCCAUGAAAGCGGAUUAGAUUAUACCACACUCAACACUAGUGAGGCACACUAAGAUGAAAGAUAGCUAGCGAGUGGUGGUGCGGUAUAACAUAGUCUCUAACCGUGAUAAGAUUUCACGAUGUGUACCUCCGAUACGUCUUCUGGUCUUGACUGGAUGUUGUGCUCUACAAACAAAAACCGACGCAAUCAGUGCGAGCGCUCGUUUCUUCCGUUGAGGAACCGGCAAUCAUAAUUCGUAGAUAAGGUCCAAACAACCAGUCUACUACGAUCGUUCGUUCGGGAGGGGUAGCAUUUGUCAUAAUUAGAGGCACUGAUUAAACAAUCAAAGGAAGCCGUCGAUACGCAGAGGAACAGCAGCACUUGCCGUUGUGAUUGAUUCCUACCAGAAAAUCCAUCCAAAUCUCAACGAACCGGUGUGCUUGGUAACGCGAACCAAAGGCAAACGCAUCCACUACACGUAAUUUAAUUCCAUCGAGUACAAUGGCCUGUCCCUUCUAUAAGCUGCUGCUAUUCGUUGCCCUACUGAUACUUCAAGUGAUAGCCACCUGCAAAGCUACCCUAAUAACCAAUCACGAUGAGCAGGAUAACGAUGGCCGGUUGACCAUUAGUAGUAGUGUGGACUGGGAGGCGGCCUUCGAUCCACCUAAUCUUAACAUGGACAUGAGUACGGUGCGUAACGUAACCGUACGAAUCGAUCACAUUAAGCCGACGGAUUUGGACGACAUCCGCACGAUACAGUUGAGAAGCGAGCGGGAGCACGUGGCCUGGGUUGAGAACGGCACGAUUGUGAUAGAACCGCUCGUUGCAUCUACCGCGUACAAUGGAUCGUUUAACAUCGUUGCCAACUUUCUCGGACAAACGAAACUAUUCGUUGAGCUCGUUCGCAAAAACGGUUCCACUGAACGCAUCAAAUCGUCCACCCUGCCCGUAACCGUCAUCCGUCCCGAGCGCGUGAUCGAUCAUGUAUUUACCGGUUCGGUUAUCCUGCUAAUCUCGAUCCUGUACAUCAACUUUGGCGCAGCGUUGGACGUUGGAGCACUGAAGCAGAUCGCACGACGGCCCAUUGGCCCUGUGAUUGGGUUCGUCUGUCAAUUUGUAUUCAUGCCACUGCUAAGCUACGGACUGGGACAUUUGCUUUUCCCGGACAACUACGAACUGCAACUGGGUCUGUUCUUUACCGGGGUUUCACCGGCCGGUGGAGCGUCCAACAUCUGGACGGUGGCGUUGGGUGGAAAUCUCACACUUUCCAUUGCCAUGACCACUAUCAGCACGCUGGCUGCGUUCGGUAUGAUGCCGCUCUGGAUUUUCACCCUCGGUCGUACCAUCUUCCAGCGCGCAAAUCUUGUCGUACCGUACAUCCGAAUUGCCUAUACAGCCGUUGGCCUGAUUGUACCCAUCAGUGCCGGGCUGCUUAUACAGCGUUACUGUCCCCGGUUCAGCAGACUACUGGUGCGCAUCCUAAAGCCCAUGUCCGUGAUACUGAUCCUGUUCAUUGUCAUCUUUGCCAUCGUAACGAACCUGUACCUGUUUGAGCUGUUUUCCUGGCAAAUCAUCGUCGCCGGGCUGGGGCUACCGUGGAUCGGCUACUGUUUCGGAUUUCUGGCGAGUCACCUGAUGCGUUUACCUCUGGCCGAUUCACUGGCCAUCUCCGUCGAAACGGGCAUUCAGAACACCGGCAUCGCCAUCUUUCUGUUGCGCUUUGCCCUAGAGCAACCAGCCGCAGAUCUCACGACGGUGAUGCCCGUGUCGAACGCAAUCAUGACGCCGUUGCCGCUGCUCUUGCUUCUGAUCGGUCUACGACUUCACGCACGAACGAAGCGACGCGCUGAAAACAGUCUGAUACCGAAAACUGAGACGGACCCGGUAGUGGCAGCCUCCUAGCAGCACAGGAUACAACAUACGAUACAAUCUUUUCUGGUGGUGGUACAGGCGGAUUAGACUACUCACACUCUCACACGCAUAUUAGCUCAUAAUGUAGAAAGUGAUUUGUUUUUUUUUUUUUUUUGUUGUACAUCGAAAUACAAAUGAAGCCGUUUAUUCUAAACACUA
Molecule: messenger RNA, 2219 nt
Organism: Anopheles stephensi (Asian malaria mosquito)
Lineage: Eukaryota; Metazoa; Arthropoda; Insecta; Diptera; Culicidae
Product: sodium/bile acid cotransporter 5-like
Exons: 3
Coding region: 651-2051 (466 amino acids)
Cellular component (GO): membrane
Source: RefSeq, a predicted model, not a curated record